UAGAUAUUAGGGAGGUAGAAAGGAGAUACUUUAUCGCAUAUUCGUCAUUCAAGAACAAGAUUAUCGUGAUUUAUGAUAAAGUGCGCAUAAAAUAAAAUGGCAUUAUUCGGGGCAUUGCCCGUCAGAAUUGGGGCAACGUCCAAGAUCAUCUCACGAAGCGUUCCAGCCGUGUUUUAUCAUGUGAACGUACUGGAUCAUUAUGAAAAUCCGAGAAAUGUUGGUUCAUUGGACAAGAAUGAUACACAAGUCGGGACAGGUCUUGUGGGAGCCCCUGCCUGUGGUGACGUGAUGAAACUUCAGAUUAAAGUUGAUGAAAAUGGCAAAAUAGUUGAUGCUAAAUUCAAGACUUUUGGUUGUGGCUCUGCUAUUGCUUCGAGUUCUUUAGCGACAGAAUGGGUUAAAGGAAAAACGGUGGAUGAGGCAUUGAUGUUGAAAAAUACUGACAUUGCUAAAGAGCUGUGCCUUCCUCCUGUCAAGCUGCACUGUUCGAUGCUUGCCGAGGAUGCAAUUAAGGCUGCUUUGUCAGAUUAUCGUAUCAAACAACAAUCGAAGAAGAAAGCGCAGAAUGAAGCAACCAACAUCGCAAAUUAAAAUUGAUUAUGUAAUUAUGCAAUAGUAAAAAAAAAAAAAAAUAGAUAUAUUUACUCUUCUCUUCUUGUAGAUAUUAUUUAUUAUUCUAUAUAAGAAGAUUACAUUAUACUAUUAUAAUCAUUAUACUUGAAUAGACCCAGGGAUAAUAACAUUUCUUAGACUAUUAUCUCUCUUUUGAAUAUAUAUUAAUAAGAUGACAAAAAAUUGUACCUGUACUAUAAUAUUUUGUUAGAUAAAAUAAAUUUAUUUAAUUAAA
Cataglyphis hispanica is the source of this 847-nucleotide messenger RNA. It is a transcript of the gene IscU, whose product is annotated as iron-sulfur cluster assembly scaffold protein IscU. The transcript is spliced from 4 exons. NCBI's taxonomy places the organism in Eukaryota, Metazoa, Arthropoda, Insecta, Hymenoptera, Formicidae. Gene Ontology annotation, biological process: iron-sulfur cluster assembly; intracellular iron ion homeostasis. Gene Ontology annotation, molecular function: ferrous iron binding; 2 iron, 2 sulfur cluster binding. Bases 97 to 591 code for a protein of 164 amino acids. Gene Ontology annotation, cellular component: cytoplasm; mitochondrial matrix. The record is from RefSeq and is a predicted model, not a curated record.